Messenger RNA from Macroventuria anomochaeta, 3663 nucleotides. RefSeq names its product ArfGap-domain-containing protein. The record is from RefSeq and is a predicted model, not a curated record. Gene Ontology annotation, cellular component: trans-Golgi network; cytoplasm; endosome. Gene Ontology annotation, molecular function: protein binding; GTPase activator activity. The coding region runs from base 195 to 3644 and encodes 1149 amino acids. NCBI's taxonomy places the organism in Eukaryota, Fungi, Ascomycota, Dothideomycetes, Pleosporales, Didymellaceae. The transcript is spliced from 6 exons. Gene Ontology annotation, biological process: intra-Golgi vesicle-mediated transport.
AUAUUAAUUAAGCGUACGGUCCUGGACCUCGAUAGAUACCCGAAUCUCGAGAAGAUCCGUCUCCCUUUCUUGGGCCAGGCAUGCAGUUCCGUCUGUCUACCUCUAUCUGCGCGCCUUGAGUACCCAUUUGCGACUCUACAUACAGUGCUUCGAGUCCACCUUGGCUGCACGUUGUUAUUUGGACCCUUGAGACCAUGGGUCAGGUCGCCAGCAGAGCAGGAGAGGGCGAGUCGCUGUACUUGCGCGACCAAACUAGAUUCUCGAUCGCUGCCUGUAACAUCACCAACGCACGCGGUCGCACGCUCCUGAACAUUACGCCGAAUGCCUUCCCCGCAACGAGAUACAGCCCGAAGAGAGAGCUUGGGGACGAGAGUGUCAUAGAGUACAUACAGGAUCCAGACGCACCACCAAACACCGACGGACCGCCAUUCUUCCUUAUUCGCUUACCAAACGACGAAGAGCUUACGUUCAACUUCACAUUUAUACUCCGCCAGCAACUAGCGGUACCUUCGAGUUACAAUGCCAGCAGCGCGCCAAGCACUGUCGCGCCGACUGGGUUGAUUGAUACAUUCAUAAAUGGCUUGACAUUUGUGUUUGCGUCAAGUUCCAGAGAACUUGACAAUCUGGUCACGCGGGAGUUUCACGCCAACCCCAACCUCCACAAGAAUCCGCAGGUCGAACUUGUCGGGGAUUAUACCACGGGCGGGAGCCCCUCGGUUUCGUUUCAGUGGGCUUGGAAGUUCUCUCCUCCCAAGACAAAUGAGUGUCGAGGUGGAGGGUGGCGCACCAGCUGUAGUUUUGUAGAGUACGAUCAGCGGGCGCAUAGGUUGGAGACCUUGGCCAACUUUGCCUUCUGGGUACAAAAUACAGCGAAGGCCCUUCAGAGUCCCAAAACCACAACUCCGCGACUAGAACUUGGUAUUCCUCCGAGACUGCGUGUACCCUCAGCGCAAUCGAUAGACUCGCGAGUCAGCGACUCAGCAGAUGAGAACCGGGAAUGGGAUAACAUACCUCCGAGGUCUCCAAUCUUUGAGGCAAUACCUGAGAAUGGAUUGAGCUUGGUGCCAACGCAGGCCACAGCACUCACAAGCGCCUCAGUCAAGGUCGAUGUUUUGCGGCCCGGGGAGGACCUGAGCCAAACGGACGAUGGACCCUUAUUCCGAGCGACCAUGAAGUCGCUGGAGCAAAAAACCGGAAACAUGCGCAUGCGCUGGAAGAAGGUCCUGAAGCGAGCAGAGUCUGCAAUGGAAGCGCAGGUGAACUGCAAUAACGCCAUGUCGGACCUCAUGGAUGCCCUAAAGGAGGCCUCCUCUUCAAACGCAAAUGCUGUGCAGCCUGCAAUCGAUCAUUACUUCGACAAGAUCGCGAAAGAUAUCCUCGCAUACGAACGGUCCAAUGCCACCAACAUUCAGAAGCUUAUCAUCGACCCAAUAUAUAAGCUCUACAAUAUCGACAUUAAGCAAGCGGAGACCAAGCGAAAAGACUUCGAAGAAGAGAGUAAGGACUACUACCAGUACCUCGGACGAUAUCUUGGACAACGGCAGGACUCCUUGAAAGAAAAGAAGCGGGCAGAAACAGACUCGAAGUACCAAGACAAGAGGCGGAAGUUUGAGCUGAAGCGGUUCGACUACUCUUCGUUUAUGCAAGAUUUGCACGGUGGACGCAAAGAUCAGGAAGUGCUGUCACAUCUUACAAGAUAUGCUGACACACAAGCCAACAACUUCCUCUCGACCGCAAAGAUUAUCGAGACCAUGCUCCCCCAACUGGAGGCAUUGAGCCAGGAAGUCAGAGAAGCAGACAAAGAGUUCCAGCUUCAAAGAACAGGAAGAGAAGAGAAGAGAAGAGCAUUAGAAAAGGAUAGCAAGUCGUUUGACGCACCUUCGUCACAGCAGGCUCCACCCAUGGCAACUGCCAAUGGUAGCGUUCCAAGGGCUCCAUCAAGCGCAGACGGAGAGCUCCCUGGUCGAAAAUCGAGCAUAGCGCCUGUUUUCCAAAGCACAGUCAGCCCACCUCCUCUCCCAGCGUCAACGGGCAAUCCUUUCGUAAGCUCUCCCCAGAGCCCUGAGGCAAGCAAAGCUACUCUGGCUGCUGUAACUCCUCAACCAGACAAGUUCAAAGGCAUCAGAGACCUUGAAGACCGAGCUUGUGUAAGCGAGCUCACACCCGGUGCUCAUCGCAAGGAAGGUCUGUUAUGGGCUUUGAGUAGGCCAGGCAGCCAUGUCGACCCUAAGGGUCUGAACAAGCAGGCCUGGCACAAGUUCUGGAUUGUAUUGGAUCAAGGCAAACUUUCCGAAUACACAAAUUGGAAGCAGAGCCUUGAACUACACAUGGAUCCAAUAGACCUGCGUAUGGCCUCAGUUCGUGAAGCACGCAAUGCAGAUCGCCGAUUCUGCUUUGAGGUCAUCACCCCUCAGUUUACGCGCGUUUACCAGGCCACAAAUGAGGACGAUCUUAGAUCAUGGAUAUCUGCUGUCAACAACGCUCUACAGAGUGCAGUCGAAUCUGCAGGAAGGAACGAUCGUCCGUCAACUGAUUCACUACCUGGCCAGACUCGUCGAGACAUUGCAUCGGUCUUGACAGGGAAGAGUCCUUCUUUGUCCAGCAAUCGCAAUAACUACAGUUCCAGAGCACCAUCUCGGCACGCCACAGUCGGCGACAAGCCUGGUUACAGGCGCGAAGAGCCUGCAGGCGAUGACGGCAAGCUCCUUAGGCAGGUGCGAGAAGCCGAUGCCGGGAACAGAGUAUGCGCGGAUUGCGGUUCAGAAAGCAAGGCCGACUGGGUAUCAAUAAACCUUGGUAUUGUAAUCUGCAUCGAGUGCAGUGGUAUUCACCGUUCGUUGGGUACGCACAUCACCAAGGUGCGGUCCUUGACGUUGGAUGUAAACUCGUUCACGCCCGAUAUUAUCGACAUACUUCUGAAGAUCGGCAAUCGCGUCAGCAACAUGAUCUGGGAAGCGAGACUGGACCCAUCGAUCAAGCCAGGGCCGAUGUCAACAAGGGAACAAAGACUACGAUUCAUCACCGCCAAAUACUCGGAUCGCGCAUACGUUUCCCCUAUUUCGCCUACUGUCUCACAUUAUGGAACUCCUGAUGAGACGUUGCUUGCUUCGGUCAAGAAGAACGACAUCCAGAAUGUCUUGUACGCUCUCGCGUUACGAGCGAACCCCAACUCCCGAGAUCGUUCACGGGGGACACAUGCUGUGUUCCUCGCCCUCGCAGCGGCCGAUCCUGCAUCUCCCUCUGCAUCUGCAUCGCCUGCAACUUCCCCUGGUCGUGAUGCACGACCACCAACACCUCAGCCAGUACGCAAACCUUUCCCUGUAGCUGAGCUGUUGUUGCAAAAUGGCGCAGAUCUACCGAUAACAGCGGCACCCAUCCCACUCAGCCCGUCUGCACGGCAAUAUCUUGACUUUAAAGCGGACCAGAAGGCAGGGAAACGUGUAGUGCCUGUAGUACCUGGAGGCCAGCCAAACCCCAGUGGUGAUGUUCUCCCGGCACUCCCACAUAUCACAGCCGGCAAUGGCAGUACUCCUUCCGAACGAGCGCGUGAGCGGGAGGCACGACUACAGAAACGCGUCUCUGCUAGUGGAAGGUUGGUGAAAAACACAUUCCAGGAUUUCGCUGAAGGUAAGCGCGGCUCGUAGGGCUAGCCGACGCUUACUC